AUGAUGAAUCCACAUGUUCAAGAAAAUUUGCAAGCCAUCCAUAACGCCUUAAGCAAUUUUGAUACAUCGUUUUUAUCAGAAGAUGAAGAAGACUACUGCCCCCUUUGUAUUGAGCCGAUGGAUAUUACUGACAAGAAUUUUUUUCCCUGUCCCUGUGGUUACCAAAUCUGUCAAUUCUGUUACAAUAAUAUCAGACAAAACCCAGAGUUAAAUGGCCGUUGCCCAGCAUGCCGUCGUAAGUACGAUGACGAGAACGUUAGGUACGUCACACUGUCUCCUGAAGAGCUGAAAUUGGAGAGGGCCAAGCUAGCCAGAAAAGAAAAGGAGAGAAAGCAUAGAGAGAAAGAACGUAAAGAGAACGAAUAUACAAAUAGAAAGCAUUUAUCUGGCACUAGAGUCAUUCAAAAGAAUUUGGUUUAUGUAGUCGGUAUCAACCCUCCUGUUCCGUAUGAAGAAGUUGCUCCCGCUCUGAAAUCUGAAAAGUAUUUUGGCCAAUAUGGUAAAAUAAAUAAGAUUGUGGUAAAUAGAAAGACACCCCAUUCUAACAAUGCCGCCGGCGAGCACUAUCACCAUCAUUCCCCGGGCUACGGUGUUUACAUUACCUUUGCUUCCAAGGAUGAUGCCGCAAGAUGUAUAGCCCAGGUGGAUGGAACGUAUAUGGAUGGUCGCCUCAUUAAAGCUGCAUAUGGUACCACUAAAUACUGCUCUUCCUACCUCAGAGGAUUACCAUGCCCAAAUCCAAACUGUAUGUUUUUGCACGAACCUGGGGAAGAAGCUGAUUCUUUMAAUAAAAGGGAACUACACAACAAACAACAAGCACAACAGCAAGGCGGUGGAACUACGUUUCCUAGAACUGGCAUACCAAAUAAUGUACCCGCCAGUGCAGCCGGUUCAAACACAAAUCUACUGAGUGAGCACUUCAACAGCACACCGUCACCAGCUGCUAUGAGGGCUCAAUUACAUCAAGACAGCCACACAGGUGCAGGGACGCCUGUUUUAACUCCUGCUCCAGUCCCUGCUGGAUCGAAUCCAUGGGGAGUUACUCAAUCAGCUACGCCUAUUGCAUCUAUCAAUCUCUCCAAGAACAGUAGCUCCAUCAACUUGCCAACCUUGAACGAUUCCCUGGGACACCAUACUAUUACCACAACUGAGACUUGUACCACAACUACUACAACUAUCACGAACAACAAUGUCACAACUCACUCCCAUGGCAGCAGCAAGAAAAAGCAUUCUCUUGCUGCGGAAGAAUACAAAGACCCUUACGAUGCGUUGGGAAAUGCCGUCGGUUUUUUGGACACAAGACUACAUUCUCUAUCAAAUUACCAAAAACGUCCCGUAUCUAUCAAAUCUAACAUUGUUGAUGACGAGACCUAUAGAAAAUAUCCGUCAUUAUUUUCCUGGGACAAAAUCGAAACUUCCAAGAGGAGUGAUAACACAUUGGCUAAUAAACUUGUGGAGAUACUAGCUAUUAAGCCAAUAGACUACUCUGCUUCCGUGGUUCAAUUCUUACAAAGCGUGAACGUUGGUGCAAAUGACAGCAUUGCAAUUACUGAAAACAUGAAAGCUUCCUCACAACCAAUAAGACUACAAACCGUGCAACAGCAAAUUCAACCCCCUCUAAAUGUCAGCACCCCUCCACCAGGUAUCUUUGGCCCACAAAAUAAAGUACCCAUGCAACAACAGCAAAUGGGUGAGACAAGCUCAAGGAACUCAUCUGAUCUACUAAACCAACUAAUCAACGGAAGAAAGAUUAUUGCUGGCAAUUAA
Saccharomyces eubayanus is the source of this 1767-nucleotide messenger RNA. RefSeq names its product CCR4-NOT core ubiquitin-protein ligase subunit MOT2 (gene MOT2). The record is from RefSeq and is a predicted model, not a curated record. Gene Ontology annotation, cellular component: CCR4-NOT complex. The transcript has a single exon. Gene Ontology annotation, biological process: protein ubiquitination. Gene Ontology annotation, molecular function: metal ion binding; RNA binding; ubiquitin-protein transferase activity. The coding region runs from base 1 to 1767 and encodes 588 amino acids. NCBI's taxonomy places the organism in Eukaryota, Fungi, Ascomycota, Saccharomycetes, Saccharomycetales, Saccharomycetaceae.